This is a messenger RNA of Rosa rugosa (rugosa rose), 3364 nucleotides long. RefSeq lists its product as uncharacterized. NCBI's taxonomy places the organism in Eukaryota, Viridiplantae, Streptophyta, Magnoliopsida, Rosales, Rosaceae. The transcript has 11 exons. The record is from RefSeq and is a predicted model, not a curated record. Bases 1916 to 3220 code for a protein of 434 amino acids.
ACAACAACCAUUACAGUUCUAGUACACUCCAAGACAGUAGUGAAGCCCCUGAAGCAUUCCUCUCAUGCUCUCCACAGUUCAUACCAACCCAAGAGAACCCAACUCAGCCAAAUGCCCUGCCUGACCCCAAAACUAUCAAUGACACUGAAGGUGAAGCCAUCGUCGAGGAUAUUGAACAGUUGAUUCAACUCUUGGGUUUGUCUAGUUGCCAGGAAGGAGAUGAAGAAAAGGCUGGUUUGGAGUUGAAGUGUGGAGGUAGUGAAAAUGGGGGUAAUUCUUGUCAUUGUGAAGGCGGGUUUUAUGAGAAGAUUGUUGGGGUGAAGGGGCCAAAGUGUGGGAGAGAAGUGGAGAGGUUGGAGGGUUGGAUUAACUACUUUUUGAAUGGUGAUGGGGAGGGAAAGAUUGAGCCUUUCAGGCUAGCACAUUUGCUUUUGAGUAAAGCUGCUUUUGUUUCUGAGGGUGCUGAUCAUGGUUUUGGAGGCUUGGACUUCCCUUCAACGAUUGGGGAUUUUCUGUGCAACGAUCCUCCAACAGAUUAAUAUGUCACAAGAUCUAUUCAUUGUUAUUGUCUCUCUUAAAAGAUGGUGUUUCAUAAUUUCAUAUAUCAGCUUGAUGUAAGGUAAGGAUGUUGAGAAUAUUACAUUUGCAGAGUUUCUUUGCAAAAAGUUCUUAAUGAAUAUGAUUUGGUUAUCCUUUUUCCAACAGUAAUAUGAUUGUAUUCAUCAUAUAUUUGAUGUUGCUUGCAUUUUAACAUGGUACAGAAACAUGCAUUAUUAGCUAAUAACUGCAGGAGGAAACAGUAAGAUGAUGAGCAAAUUCAGAUUCUUUUUUAUCUUUUAUCUUAUUUGAUGCGUGGAACUCAAUUUUCAUUUGAAAAGCUUCUUUGGUAGCCAAGUAACCGUUGGACUUAUGAAAUUAAAGAUCAGGAUAUGAUUUUACAAAAUCAUGAAUGAAUUUGCUUGUAAAAGGAAUUUUAUUUCACAACAAUAAACAAUUAUUACAUGAUCAGCAUUGUUCCAUCUCUGAUACAACUUUGCAAUUUCAAUCUAACUUGUUCAAGAUUCAUAGUUCUGAGAAAUACUAUGACCAUGGUUCUUGAACUAUACUGCCUUUUUCAGCUUCAAAAGAGCAGACAACACCUCAUUCACGAUAGGUCGCUCCUCGGGAUUUUGGUUGGUGCAAAACAAGGCUAGCUUGAGCAGCUCUUCUGCACUUGCCUCCUGUUCCUUGGAGAUAUUUGAAGUUAGCAAUGGGUCCAGAACUUCAAGAAGCGAAUCUGAUCCAUUUGCAAGGGCUUUCUCCACUAGUUGGUGUAAGCUCAUUGGCAGCCCAUUCUCUUCCAUGAGUCCUGUCGGCCUUUGUCUUGUCAUUAACUCCAUCACUAUUACACCAAAGCUGAACACGUCUACCUUGGUUGUGAUUUUCCUCAUGCAUGCAAACUCUGCAGACAUACGUUUUAAGCAUAUGAGUACCAGGGAAAGCAUAUGGCAUUAUAAUUUUCAGAAGAAGGGUGAAACUGAAAAAGGAAAAAGAGAGAAAAGCUAAAUGGAGAUUAGUUUAUAAUUGUGAACAGCCAGCAAAUUGUCACCUGGUGCCAAGUAGCCAAUUGUGCCUUGGAAAGCUGAUGCCGUGGAAAGGCUACUCCCAUCCUAGAAGUGAACACCCAACAUUCUAGCUGUUCCAAAAUCACUCACAUGGGCCUCCCAAUCAUCAUCCAACAAGAUGUUAGAAGGCUUCAAGUCGCAAUGAACGAUGGGAAAAUCAUAGCCUGAAUGCAGGUUCCCAUUCUCCAUGUAUUCCAGAACCAAGGCCUUUAAUUUCGGUGUAUGUGAAGACAUGGUGCAUCGCAAAGCCUUCAACGAGUAAAGAAGCACUGGUCAACAAUCUACAAUAUGCAUGCAAUAACAUAAAUGCAAUGGAUUGCAAGGCAAUUCAAGAAGGAGAUCCCUGCUCCAAACCUAAUGAUCUUUUGCUUUAUGCUUCAUUUGCCAUGAAUGCUUACUACCAGGCCAGGGGGAGGCACUACUGGAACUGUGACUUCGGCAACUCUGGUCUCAUUUCCUUGACAGAUCCAAGUUAUGGUAAUUGCACAUAUGAAGGGGGAGAGACAGCGAUGGAUGACUCAAAUUCGGGCAACUGGUGUGUAGCAAGCCCUUCAGCAAGUGAUGAUCAGCUACAAGCGAACAUUGAGUUUGCUUGUGGCAAGGUAGACUGUAGCAUUAUAAGGUCUGGUGAUGCCUGUUUCGAGCCAAACACUGUCAAGAACCGCGCCUCAAUUGCCGUGAAUCUUUACUAUCACCAAACAGGUCAAUCAGAUACGAGUUGUGAUUUUAAUGGCAGUGGUAACAUUGUUAGAACUGAUCCAAGAGAUGGUCAUACUCCAUCCACUGAGGAGAUUGCCAAGACUUGGUGCGUCCCCAAUCCAUCGUUGACCUAUACGGCUCUGCAAGACUUGGAAACGUAUGCUUGCAAUUAUGUGGAUUGCUCUUCAAUUCACAGUGGGGGUCCAUGCUUCAACCCCUCAAACGCCUUUAGUCAUGCAGCCUUUGCCAUGAAUGCUUAUUAUCACGACCAACAUCAGUGUUUUGGUAACUCUGGACUCAUAUCUAUCAUUGAUCCAAGCAAUGGGAGCUGCUACUUUGCAGGUAGAGAAGAGACGGUUUCCUCUGCAGCAGCUCUGAGUACAUGGUGUGUUGCAAAGCCAACUGCCACUGACAAUCUUCUACAAUUGAACAUUGACUUCGCUUGUAGUCAUGUCAACUGUAGUGUUAUUGAACCCCGUGGUGAAUGCCAAUUACCAGACGCUAUAAUGAACCACGCAUCUGUUGCCAUGAAUCUUUACUAUCAAUCUUUUGGCAGAACAGAUAUGAGCUGUUAUUUUCAGUCCACAGGCAUGGUUGUGAUUGAAGAUCCAAGUUCUGGAACUUGUGUCUAUGAAGGGGUUUUCCCUGACAGCGAACCAGCUGUGACUCCUGUCCCUGCAAAUCUCAAUAUAAAAAAGGGGAAAAGUAGGGCCUUUUCUGCAACAUCAGUUGGAGUUAUGGUGAUGGGGUCGAUCAUUGGUUGUGCGCUGGUGGCAGUGGCUAUAUAUGUUAUGCUCUGGCUUCGUCAGCCCCGCCCGCCAGUGGUAAAGGAAGUUCACAUGGACCCAUUGCCACAGCCAUUGUAUCAACCACCAGAGCCAUCAGCUUCCCCAGCUCCUGUUGAGGGUUCUUAUUAGUUAUUAUAUAUAUAGUAUGAAAGAGUCAUGUUGAUGGUUUUGGUUCUCUUUAGGAUGGUGUAAACACGAAAAAUCCUGCAACGAAUUAAAGAAGGACACGUGUACAAAAUAAUAAUUUUAUUAAUUUAAAUGCGGGUUACAAUC